GCUAUCUAUCUCUCACAAGUCAGUUUUGAGUCAUUAGAAGGGGUGAGAUCAUCCCUCACUUGUUUGUUCUGUAUAGUCUGUUUCUGGAAUUUUGUCGUAAUUUCUAUUUAUGCCCAAGUCUCUUUUAUGUGAUAGCAAAGAGACAGUGCAAUUGUCUUUCAUUUGUUUUCAGGAAGUAGCUCACAGGAGAAGAAGCCAGUUGUCAUUUGUUCUGGAUCAUGAGUAGCUACCUAGUGAUGUACCUAAUUUUGGUGGUUGUUUUAUGUGCUAAACUUUUCUUAUUUGUGAAAAGAAAAUAUUUAAUGUUAUAAAGCAGUUCACUGCUCCUAAAAUUAACCUGCUAGUUCACCCCUUUUAGACAUUACAAACUGCGCUGAUCAGGGCUGUACUAAUGUAAUGCUACAUUUUGUUUUCUAGAAUCAAAUUCUGUUAUUUUAAUAGGUCAAGUAGGGAGAAUUAUCAUGUUGGAGUAUAAUUAUACUGUUAUUUUCCUUGCUCGGAUAACUGAACAACUGAUCGCAAGAGCUUUGCGUGUGAUGGCUAAAAUUUAACAGCUAGUGUCUGCUAUUCAUAGGUCUGAACACUGAACGUCGGCACGAGGAGAUUCCUGUAAUGAACAUGCGAGACUUUGGUGAGUUGAUUCAUAUUAACCUUCCUGAUUUGUUUCUUUUGCGUAACUCUGCCUACUAGCACACAUACUGUAAUCUGGCAGUGGCUAUUUUUGAAAUGAUUUGUUUUGCGGGGAUUGUAGUGAUUCAUUGAUGAUUCAUGUCAAGUGCAUUCUUAUCUUUCGUUGCAUCAAGUCUGCUUACUAAUACACAUAUCAUAUACAGCAUUUGGAGUGGUGGUUUAUGUAGUUUGAUUGGUAAUGGCCAAGAAUUGCCAUGCUCUUUUAGAGUUAAUAUAUUUUCAAUUAUUUUGUACCGGUUGUUUGAUUCUUAAUUAGAUAAAAAUUCUAUGCAUCCUUGGUUGCGCAGCUGACUUUGCAGCCAUGCUGAAGUUUGAAGGUACUCGCCCCUGGCAAUUUUUUAAGCUCACCUUUCUUGAAAGUUUUGAAGUUGUUGGUUGUGCUUUUCUAUAUAAUUCUUCGUCAUUUAGAUGUUUUCCUUGCUGUUAAAAUAGUCCAUAUUAUGAUGGUCCAUAUAUUCUGGCGAAACUUAUGGCCCAUGUCUUACUGUUAAGCAAUCGUGUGUUGUAGAGUGUGCCUAAGAGUCAUGCUUAGACAUUUUCUUUUCAUGACAAAAGAUUGCAUUGCGUUAUGACUUCUGGAGUCAACGCAUGGGCAAAGCUCGAAAAUAAGCCUCAAUUCCUUUUCCAGCAGAGGUUACUUGUUGCAGAAUCUAUGAGCUGUAUCGAUUUAAGUAUACCAUAGCACAUUUCUCCAGAAGUUAGUGCGCCACUUGAAACUGGCUGCAAUUUCCCUUCAGCUGUAAUCUGCAGUAGGCCAAAAUUUUCACUCAGUUAACUUAAACACAACAUACAAAGCUAUUGACACUUGCCGCCCUUAAGAACAGAGUAGCAAAAGGCAAUUGUUUGUCAUUCCAUCAUCAGUCAAGGAAGCUAUAAUCCACACCCACACGACUUAGGCUGGCAUGUGCCCCUUUUCUACUUUUUCCUUUUGCAGGAGGGCAUGCAAACACUAGCAGUAAGAGUAUGACCAGAGGAGGACUUUUAGAACAUUUCAGAGUGGCUCAUCAUGAUUGCAUGUAUGCAAGUCCUGUCAUCGGGGAGCAUAGGAAGUUGCAAAACGAUUGUAUGGACAAGGUCCUAAUGUGUGUAAUGAUGUUCAUCCUAGCAUCACUGAUCCGUAGUUUCACUGAUUUUUCUGAUUUCACCAUAUUUUCAAAUCUGAACUUAGGAGUGUAAUAAGGACCGAGUUUGGUAUCAUACAUGUUUCGAUUUGUUAUAUCUGAUACCAUGCUUCAGUUCUGUGUUCUGCGAUACUGUUUGUGUUCAGAACAAUGUCUGCAAUUGCUACUCUUAGCCUCUGUGAAGUUCCCAUUAGGUGUUGAUUUUCUGUAACCAGUACCUAUUCAUCAUAGGUGUGAGUGUGAUUGCUCUGCUCUGCAAACUCUGCUUUCAACUCUUUUCUGGAGUCAUGAAACUCUUCCAGUAGCUGGAAAGCUAAAUAGGAAGGUUGCAUUAGAUUUUUCGUUAGACACUUGCCUUUUUUAGAGAACGUUAACACAUACAUUUGUUUAUCAGUUGAUGGUGAAUUGAUAAUUUUUUUUAAGAUAGAUAUAACUGUGACAUGGCACUGAUGUUUUCUUGGUUCUUUGCCGCAGAUCCUACUUUAGCGAAAAGUGACUGGUGCCACCAUUUCGGUAUAAGUGAUUCGUUUUGGUUGAUUCAUGGUCAGCUUUGCCCCAAACUGCUGCUCCUUUUCCUCGAACCUAUGUCUCUUAAGUUCGGGGGAUCAUCAUGUUCGGAUUCCAGAAGGUCACCCCAUCAUUGUGCAACCAAAACGAUGGGCGCUGUUGGAGAUCAUAUUGCCAAUUGCCGCGGCAGCUAGUGGAGUGAUCAAUGAUAAGGAAGGUGAUUAGCCUAGCGCCAAAGAACAAAAAGAAGUUGUAAAAGAUGACAAGCACAAGGGCUCAUUCUAACACACCUUAUAGAAGAGUCAAUUACACCAUAGGUGUCUAAACUUGGCAAGAAAAAUCAGUUUGGUGCUGAAACUUGCGGCAUACAGAUAUGUGGUGACAAAACUUGGCUUCGUAGUGCAGAUACGGUGAAAUUCACGUUUGGAUACGAGAUGGGUGCUGACGAGGCCCGCCAGCGUGGCGCCGGACCCACUGUCAGUGGCUGGACCGUGUGGGCGAGGGCGUGUGGCCAGGGUUUUCGCGAAAGCCCCCGAAAUUUGUUUAUUUCUCACAAAAAAGCCCCUGCAGAGGCGGGAGAGGCGUGGCAGGUAAGUUAUAUGCAUAUGGCUGGAUUAGUGUACCCAAAACCCUGCCUCGCCUCGAGUUGUCCUCUCGAUCGUUCGCAGCCGACGGCGGCGUAGAUUGGGACGACGGCAUUGAUCGGCGGCGGCGGCGGCGACGAUGGAGCCCCGCCGGCGAGAUCCUGGGGAGCCAGCCCCUGUAUAUGGUGAUUUUGAUGGCCAAUUCACAGUAGAGAUUCAUCACAAAGGAUUCUUCUCUGGAACUGACAACAAUAGGAGCUACAUUGACUAUGAAGUUGAUUGGUUCGAUCAUUGUGAUUGUGACACUUGGUCUAUACUGUGGAUUGAAGACUUUGUGAAGCAGCUGGGCUAUGAUCGAGAGACAUGGCAGCAUGAUGUAUACUGGUGUCUACCUGGAAAGACAAUUAAUGAAGGAAUGAGAGAGAUGAAGUGUGAUGCUGAUAGCCUUGCAAUGAUAGCAGCUAGCACAGUACACAAGAAUUUGUUGCUGCUCGUAGACCAUGGAGAGACAGUGAACAACCUUCUUACAGAUGAUGUUACAGUUGAUGCACUGCCUGAGUUGCCAAAGGUCAUAACCCCAAAAAAAGAUGGCAAGGGCAAAGAACAAGCUAGCUCAACUGAAGUGAGAAGUAGAGCAAGGAGAUUGUUUACUGAAGCAACAUCUUCAGGAUAUGCUGAUGAAGAAAUGGAGGAAGAAGGUGAAAAGGGUGCGGCGGAUUCAGAAACAGAUGAGGAAUUCUAUGACAGUGACUAUGAUAUUAUGGAUGGGGAUGAUGAUUUGUAUGAGGAACAUGUUGACAAAGAGGUGGACGAUCAUAGAGAAAAAGUUUAUACAUGUGACUAUGAAACAGAGCUAGCAGAAGAUGCUCUAGAUGAUCCUACCAUAAUGUUAUCCAAAGAAGAGAGGGACAAGCUCAAGUACAACUUCAAGGGUUUCAACCCAGAAACUGAUUUGAAUGCCCCUGUAUUCAGAUUAGGUAUGGUGUUUGGUACUGUUGAGGAGCUGAGGCGUGCUAUUACCUCUUAUAGCAUCAGAAACAGAGUUGCAAUUAAAAAGACCAGAAACACAUCAACUACAGUAGAAGCAGAAUGCAUUGAUGAUUGCCCAUGGUACUUGAAAGCAGGGAUGGACAACAGGAAAAAUAGCUUUGUGAUCAAGAAAUACUGUGAUCAGCACACGUGUCCUAAGACAUGGAAGCUGAAGGGUCUAACUGCUCCAUUUUUAACCAAAAAAUUCAGAGAUGAGUUCAGGGGCAAUGAAAAGAUGCCAUUGCAGAAAUUCGAGGAGAAGGUUCAGCAGGAGUACAAUCUAAUUCCAAGUAGGAGCAAAUUGGGAAGGGCUAGAAGAGCAUCAGUAAAGCAGAUCAGAGGUGAGGAUGAUGACCAGUAUAAGAUGUUAUGGGAUUAUGGAGAGGAAUUGAGGCAAACAAACCCUGGCAGCAAGUUCUACCUUUGCACAAAGGAGAUUUUUGAUGAAAAGACCAAGGAGACAAAGGAACAUUUUUCAACUUUGUACUGGUCAUUGGAUGCAUGCAAGAGAGGCUGGUUGAUGGGGUGUAGGCCAAUAAUAUUUGUAGAUGGAUGUCACAUUAAGACCAGGUACAAAGGGAAUUUACUGACAGCUGUGGGUAUUGACCCCAAUGAUUGUAUUUUCCCCAUAGCAUUUGGGAUUGUGGAAGUGGAGUCCACUAGCAGCUGGGAGUGGUUUUUGGCUAGCCUAAAGGAUGAUCUCAAUAUAUGCAACACCUCUCCAUACACAAUCAUGAGUGAUAAGCAGAAGGGUCUUAUAGCUGCAGUUGCAAAGGUGUGGCCAGACGCUGAACACAGGUUUUGUGUCAGGCAUAUGUAUCAAAAUUUCCACAAGCUUCACAAGGGGGAACAACUAAAGAACAAUAUGUGGGCCAUUGCAAGGGCUACAGACACUCCAACAUACAACAAAGCAAUGGAGAAGAUGAAGGCAGACAGUGUGCCUGCAUACGAAUGGGUUGAGAAAUGGCCACCAAGAACAUGGAUUAAAGCUUUUUUUAAUCCUUUUCCAAAGUGUGACAUCCUGCUAAAUAACAUGUCUGAAGUAUUUAACAGUUGGAUUUUGCCAGCCAGAGAACUUCCUAUUUACUCGAUGGUUGAAAACAUAAACAGCAAGAUCACAGCAAGGAUAUACAGCAAGCAGAUGGAAGUUGCAGAAGAUAGGAAAUGGAGUAUGAGAUUGUGCCCAAAAAUUCAGAAAAAAUUGGACAAGUACACUGAUUGGGCUGCAAACUGCAUGGUCUUUGGAGCUGGUCAGAAGGUUUUCAAGGUUGUGUCAAUGAACCACUCCUACAUAGUGGACUUGGAAAUGGAAACCUGUAACUGCAAGAGAUGGGACUUGUCUGGCAUUCCAUGUCACCAUGCUAUUGCUUGUGCUAGAAAUGAGAGAAUUGACCCUGCAAGCCUAGUGCAUGAUUGUUAUUCAGUAGGGACAUACAAAAGGGCUUAUGCUUUUAAUGUAAAACCAGUGAGGGACCAGGAACAUUGGACUAAGAUGCAUGGCAUUGCUGUAUAUCCACCAGUGUACACUAAGGUAAUGGGGAGACCAAGGAGGAAUAGAAAGAAAGAUCCAGAGGAGAAGUUGAUGAAAGAAGGAGGGAAAAAGUUGACAAAGCAUGGUGUAACCAUGCACUGCUCCCUUUGUGGAAGUGCAGACCACAACAAGAAAGGACACAAGAAGUGGGAGGAGACCACAAGAGAUGCUCCUCAACCUGCAAAUGUUGCAGAUGAUGAAGAAGAAGAGUAUGAUGAUCCUACAAUCAUUUCUAACAUACUGCCACACACAGUCCAUCCACACAUGGAUCCAAGUCAAACCCCAGGGUCCAUGGUUUUCCUCAUGCAGCAAAUGGAGAGGAGAGCGUACCAACCAAGUAUGGAUCAUGGACCUCUUCCAGAAUCAACAUUUGUUGCACAAGCAAGAAAUGACAUACCCCCUCCUAGGGUUACGACUGCUAUGUCAAGAGGUAGGGUUAGAAGAAGAGGAGUCACUGAAGACAUUCCAGAAGAUGUACCACAGUCAAGCAACCAAGCUGGAAUUUCAAGAGGAAGAAAGAGAAGAUCCACUGGAGCUGGUGGAGCAGCAGCUGGCAGGGGAGGCAGAGGAUCUAGAGAAGCAACUGGUAGGGGAGGAAGAGGUUUUGGAGCUAGUGGAGCAUCUAGCAGGGGAGGCAGGGGAGCUAGGGGAGCGGCUGGCAGGAGAGGUAGAGGAUCUGUACAGCAGACAAGCAACCAAGCAGCUGGAAGAGGAGCAGGGGAAGCAUAUACUGGACCAGGUGCUGAGGAAGCAUAUACUGGACCAGGUGCUGGGUUCUGGAACCUUAUGUUUGGACCAAAUUCAGAGAGUUCCUAUGUGCAAGCAGAAGAGGAGCCAGUGACCCAAAAUGCACCAAAUGAAGAGUGGAUUGAUGAUUUCCAAACCUUGUAGAUCCCAAUGCCAACCGAAUUAGUUCAUGAGUGAACUGAACUAGAUGGAAGUGCAAGUUCAUAUAUGAACUUUUGUUCAUCAGACAAGUCAUAAGACUAAUUUCCCAUUUGUUUAUGCUGUAAUGUGAGAAUCUGAACAUGUGUUAUGCUGCUAUUUAAGUGCACCUGUAUGCACUGAUC
Triticum aestivum (bread wheat) is the source of this 6532-nucleotide messenger RNA. RefSeq lists its product as uncharacterized. The record is from RefSeq and is a predicted model, not a curated record. Gene Ontology annotation, molecular function: DNA binding; transposase activity; zinc ion binding. NCBI's taxonomy places the organism in Eukaryota, Viridiplantae, Streptophyta, Magnoliopsida, Poales, Poaceae. The coding region runs from base 3042 to 6353 and encodes 1103 amino acids. The transcript has 7 exons. Gene Ontology annotation, biological process: DNA transposition.